UCCAUUGUUCCAGAAUAGGUGAAUACUUUCUCUCUUGAAAGUCCAACGACAGAAGGAAAAUGUAGCGUUGUUAAGAGUUGUUUUGAGUUACUUGGAAAAGGUGGGGUCCGAAAUUAGUUAGCUCAGGAUAGAAGAGUUGAAAAUCUGGAAGCUCUACCAAAACAAUUAACCAACAUCACCUCAUCCAGCCGAAUUGGUUCUUCCGCCCCAAGACCUGCUUUGCUUCAUCAACAUCGACGACGAACGACGACUCCCGCAGACUCGAUGGCAGACCAAUCCUCCAAAGACGAAGCUGCCAAAGCUCGAAUCAUCAAGCACAUGAACGCAGACCAUGCCGACUCCGUCUCCUACUACCUCCAACAUUACUGCUCCCUCUCCCCUCGCGCCGCGCGAGGAGCUGCCCUCUCCGAUAUCUCCCUCUCUGCCAUGACUGUGCGCACUGUAGACAACAAGACGCACACGAUCCCAUUCACUCCUCCUAUGACCUCCUGGGCAGAGGCACGCACGAGAACCGUGGACAUGGACCGCGAGUCACGAUCCGCUCUCGAUGUCUCAUCGAUUCGAAUCACAUCCUACGAGCCGCCCCGAAAACGAUUCCAUAUCUUCGUGUUUGGUAUCUGCCUGUUCACCUUCGGCGUAUUUGCUAUGAGGAACAAGAUCGUGCCUGGGACGUGGUUCUACGAUGUGCCGCUGCGAUACUGGCCUGGUGGACCAGAAGUGUUUGUGUGGAUUGCGAGAACCAUUGCACUACCAGUUGUUGCUAUACACUUGGGCGAGGCGUAUAUGAUGGAUACUACAAGGCUUAGGAAACAUGGAGUGGAGAGAGGGACAUCGUUGUGGUGGAUGUGGGUUGUGAGCUGUUUUAUUGAGGGGUACGGAUGCCAUCAGAGGAUUGAUGCGGCAGUCAAGAAGAAGACAAAGGAGGCAGAGCAGGCGAAGCAUUGAGGUGUUUGGAACAUGGCUCCGAAUGUGAUUGCAUUGUUCGAGGAUUUCUCAAUCAGACAUAAUUUUCACUGUCAGUUUGACUCCUGGCAGGACAAGUGCACUCCUGCCUACACAUCUACUCGAUGUCCCUUCUUUUGUUCCAACUUUGCCUCUUGAAAAGUCGUCCCGUUUGUCAGGACAUUCACUCUAUUUUGUCCACGCUUUGGCUACUCUGUAUUGGACUAUAUAUUGGUGCUGUCAUCGAGGACACUACAUCUGAGGGCAAGCUGUCCGAGAAUAGGGGAGUCUACAAGAUGCAGCUUUCUUUUGGCAUAUCCAUCAAACUGAUACUGCUAUCUGUUGCUUUCCUUCUUUCUUUGAAUUUAUUGUUUUAGCGCGAGAAC
This is a messenger RNA of Mollisia scopiformis, 1328 nucleotides long. RefSeq lists its product as uncharacterized. The record is from RefSeq and is a predicted model, not a curated record. Lineage: Eukaryota; Fungi; Ascomycota; Leotiomycetes; Helotiales; Mollisiaceae. The transcript has a single exon. The coding region runs from base 265 to 945 and encodes 226 amino acids.